AUGGACAAACUACGAUCCUAUGCCACGUGGUCGCCCAAAUAUUUCAAAAAGCGAGAUUUACCACUUCAGAUGAAAGGAGAAUGUAGUGGAAAACAAAAAAUAAAAUUUCAAACAUUUCAAAAACUCAUUUCGAAAUACAAAGUUGUGUUACAUGUAAAUAUGAGGAUAAUUGAUAAGAGAGAAUUGAAAUGUAGUAAGUAUGUAUUGUUUUUUCGUUUAAUGUUUGUAAAUUUAUGUAUGUAUAAAUGUCAUAACAAUUUUUGGGAUACAAAAUGUUACAACAAUAUAGUAAAACUAAUCUCUCACUUGCAAUUUAAAUUGUUAUUAAUUGAAAAUAUUUCAAUAACUCCAAUGUAUCAUGUUGUGUCGAAAGAGCGAAAACCAUCAGCAGCUAGGCCAGUUACUUCAGCAGAAAAUGAAAAUAUCGAUGAAAAUCAACCAUCUUCAUCAUAUGGAACUAAUGUAUUGAAAGAGCAUGGUUGCCACAUUUCAAGUAGUCCCAAGACUCUGAAAAGGAAACUUGAA
Messenger RNA from Gryllus bimaculatus (two-spotted cricket), 525 nucleotides. The record is from the annotation of a GenBank genome assembly. Lineage: Eukaryota; Metazoa; Arthropoda; Insecta; Orthoptera; Gryllidae.